AAGUAUUCCACAUUUGAGUUCGACCAUCAUGACAGCAUCCUCGUACCGCCUCCGCGUCCGCAACGCCAAGCAACUGGUGCAAGUGUGCAGCAACAACGAACGAGCCAAGCGUGGCGCGGAACAAGGCAAUGUCGCGAUCAUUGAGGACGGAGCGCUGGUCGUGGAUGCGCAUGGCAAGUUUGCCGUCGUCGGCACCACCGCCCAAGUUGACGCGUGGGUACAAGCACAACCGCAGCCCGUGACGUUUGAACGGGACUUCGACGCGUCGGGUCUGUGCAUCCUUCCUGGUCUUGUGGAUGGCCAUACGCAUCCCGUGUGGAGCGGCAGCCGCGUGGACGAGUUCGCGCUCAAGCUGGCCGGCGCCACGUACAUGGAGGUUCACGCCAUGGGUGGCGGCAUCAACAGCACGGUGCGGUCGACUCGGGCGUCGUCGGAAGCGGAGUUGUUCGGGCUUCUUAAGAAGCGUUUGGAUCGCAUGCUCAAGUGCGGUACCACCGUCGUGGAAGCCAAGAGCGGCUACGGCCUGGACACGGACACGGAGCUGAAAAUGCUGCGGGUGUUGGAAACCGCAUCGAAGUCCCAUCCGAUCGACUUGGUGGCCACAUACCUCGGCGGCCAUUCCGUGCCCGACGGCAUGACCGCUGCCGAAGCCACGCUGGACAUUGUCCAGAACCAAAUCCCCGCGCUCCUCCGCGCGCAAGCCGCCGGUGAAAUCAACCCCACCUUCAUCGACGUGUUUUGCGAGAAGGGAGUGUUCGAGUACGACGACACCAAGACGAUCCUGCAAGCGGGCAAGGACGCGGGGCUCAAAAUCAACUUCCACGGCGACGAACUCAACCCGAUGGACUCGGGCAAGUUGUGCAACUGCCUCCAGGCUCACGCGGCGUCCCAUCUGGAGAUGCUGGACUCGGCCAACAUCCAAGCGAUGGCCGACGCCGCCACCUUCGCGGUGCUGCUGCCCACGACCAUGUACAUUUUGAAGCUCCCGAGCCCCCCCGCACGCGAACUCAUCGAAAACAACGUGGCGGUGGCGCUGGGCUCCGACUACAACCCGAACGCGCACUGCCUGUCGAUGCCGCUCACCAUGCACAUGGCGUGCUGCCUCAUGAAGAUGACGAUGAAGGAGGCACUCGUGGGCGCCACCAUCAACGCCGCCGCGUCCGUCGACCGCGCAGACACCCACGGCAGCAUCGAAGUCGGCAAGCACGCCGAUCUGCUCGUGCUCGAUGCCCCGCAGUGGGAGCAUUUGAUCUACGAAAUGGCCGACCCGCCCAUCCAACACGUGGUCAAGAACGGCCGGUUCGUUGUGUCCAAUGGCCAAUUGCUGGCUUAAUACAACUGUCAUAAAAUCAAGGCGUAGUAGGAUUAAGAUAGGAUUGAGUGGGAGUACACAUUCAUGGUCUACUGCCGCCACUCGGUCGUUGCAUCUUGGUGGCCUCGGGAAGCAUGAUAAAGUGCCGAUGAUGCUGCUGCCAAGAAGGCGGCAGCCAUCGAAACCAUUCCGCCGGUAGCGACGUAUCUGUGGCUUGUUGGCGCGUGAGCAAUGGAGGCGUCCGCGGUGGAGCGCCGAGGACGGACGGGGGGAGUGUGUCUGUCAUGGAGGAACGUAGCCAAG
Aphanomyces astaci is the source of this 1615-nucleotide messenger RNA. RefSeq names its product imidazolonepropionase. Bases 29 to 1333 code for a protein of 434 amino acids. Gene Ontology annotation, cellular component: cytoplasm. The transcript is spliced from 2 exons. Gene Ontology annotation, molecular function: imidazolonepropionase activity. NCBI's taxonomy places the organism in Eukaryota, Oomycota, Saprolegniomycetes, Saprolegniales, Verrucalvaceae. The record is from RefSeq and is a predicted model, not a curated record.